GUAGGCCGAUCCUGGUGGAUUGCAUCCAGCAGGGAAAUGGUCGUGCUUUCGGUGCCCGCCGAAGUCACCGUGAUCCUGUUAGAUAUCGAAGGUACCACAACCCCGAUUGCUUUCGUGAAGGACAUUUUAUUUCCUUACAUCAAAGAAAACGUUAAGGAGUACCUGCAGACACAUUGGGGAGAAGAGGAGUGCCAGCAGGAUGUCUAUCUUUUGAGGAAACAGGCUGAAGAGGAUGCUCACCUGGAUGGGGCUGUUCCGAUCCCUGCGGCAUGUGGGAAUGGCGCGGAUGACCUGCAGGUGAUCCAAGCUGUGGUAGAUAACGUGUGCUGGCAGAUGUCCCUGGACCGAAAGACCACGGCGCUCAAGCAGCUGCAGGGCCACAUGUGGAGGGCUGCGUUCACCGCGGGGCGCAUGAAAGCAGAGUUCUUUGCAGAUGUAGUUCCAGCAGUCAGGAAGUGGAGAGAGGCUGGAAUGAAGGUGUAUAUCUAUUCCUCAGGGAGUGUGGAAGCCCAGAAACUGUUAUUUGGACAUUCUACAGAGGGAGAUAUUCUUGACCUUAUUGAUGGUCACUUUGAUACCAAGAUUGGGCACAAAGUGGAGAGUGAGAGUUACCGAAAGAUCGCAGACAGCAUUGGGUGCUCGCCCAACAACAUCUUGUUUCUGACAGAUGUUACCUUAGAGGCCAGUGCUGCUGAGGAAGCAGACGUGCAUGUAGCCGUGGUGGUGAGACCCGGCAAUGCGGGGCUGACAGACGACGAGAAGACUUACUACAGCCUCAUCACCUCCUUCAGUGAACUGUACCUGCCUUCCUCAGCCUAGAGGAGGAUUUCUAAGGACCAGACUUCCUUAUAGAGUGUCCCCUGUAGCAUCUUCUUUUAUUCUAAUGGUGAAAGGAACUUACUUUAAAAAUAUACAUACACACCUACACACACACACACACACACACACACACACAUGCAAGUAUGUAUGUGUGUGUGCAAAUUAACCUCCACACAUACAUAAAAUGGAAAAAAGAUUCAAUUUAGUGAAAAUGAAACUUAUUUAAAGAUGCUUUAUAUGUAGAAGUUUUUUGAAACCAUCAUUCUAACCUUAGGGCAAAGUGAAGCCGACAGAAGUAAUUGCUAAAAUACAGAGCCCGUGUGCUAUGCUUAUUAAGUCUUAUAACAAAAUGAGUUUUUGAGAAAUUAUUCAGAAGCUUUGUUAUUUUAAAAACUAGAAAUAUUUCAAAGACUUAUUCCUAAUAAUAAUUCAUUGCCUCAGUUUAAUCGUGAAUUUGAUUGUGAUUUUAGGAAGUUAUAAUAGGUGCAGUUCAUAUUUGCCUAUCUAUAUACAUACAGAAGACAAAGGUAUUUGUUUCUGCUCCUAAAGAGAGCAAAUUUGGGAAAGAAAACAUAUUUGAUUCCUAAUCAAUCAAAGUAAGAAGAAACUUACUACUCAAUGUGGUACCCACAGCAGGUAGUUGCCUUACCAAUGAAAAAGGUGCAUUGAUGUAACAGCUAAAAUAUAGACAAGGUUUUCGAUGUUUAACAAAACAUUAAAACACUAGUCUUAAUCCUUCCAGUUGUUAUCGUUAUAGAUUUUAUAGUUACCUAGCUAACUAUUUCUUAGCACAGUUUGAGAAUAUAUGUUAAUUGCUAUUUACUAUUUUACUGAAACCAGUUCAUAAGAUCAAGAACAGCCCCUAACAUGUAAUAUUUUCCUCUGAAUAGAUGUAAGAAAUGUAAAUUUUAUAACACAUUAUUUAUCCUGAUUCAGUUCUAAUAAGAGGCUAUGUCAAUCUCAUGUUGUGAUUAAUAAAAGCAUUUUCUUCUGUGCAUGGUUUUA
Tupaia belangeri chinensis (Chinese tree shrew) is the source of this 1824-nucleotide messenger RNA. It is a transcript of the gene ENOPH1, whose product is annotated as enolase-phosphatase 1. The transcript has 6 exons. The coding region runs from base 37 to 819 and encodes 260 amino acids. Gene Ontology annotation, molecular function: acireductone synthase activity; magnesium ion binding. Lineage: Eukaryota; Metazoa; Chordata; Mammalia; Scandentia; Tupaiidae. The record is from RefSeq and is a predicted model, not a curated record.